Coturnix japonica (Japanese quail) is the source of this 3393-nucleotide messenger RNA. It is a transcript of the gene ADPGK, whose product is annotated as ADP dependent glucokinase. NCBI's taxonomy places the organism in Eukaryota, Metazoa, Chordata, Aves, Galliformes, Phasianidae. Gene Ontology annotation, biological process: glucose metabolic process. Gene Ontology annotation, cellular component: endoplasmic reticulum. The record is from RefSeq and is a predicted model, not a curated record. Gene Ontology annotation, molecular function: ADP-specific glucokinase activity.
GGCGGCGUAAGGAGGGCCCCCGCGUCCAGCCCUCCCGCCUUCCUCCCCCUCGGACGUGGCGGGGGCCGGGCCGCGAUGUGGCGGCGCUCCGUGUGCGUGGGCCUGCUGGCCCUGGCGCUGGGCUACCUUUGCCUGCUGGGCCCCCCGCUGCCCCCUGCCGUCCUGCAGCACCUCCCCGCCUCUCUGCUGGGCGGGCUGAGCCGCGCCGGCUCCUUGGAGAGCCGCAUGGUGGCGGCCUGGCAGGCGGCCAUCGUCCGCCCGGCGCGGGGCUGGGGGCGCGUCGCCGUCGGUGUCAAUGCCUGUGUCGACGUGGUUGUGUCCGGUGUGAAGUUGUUGGAGGCACUUGGUCUUAAACCCGGCUCGGGAAAGAAUCAUGAUGUCCUGAACUCCGGACAGGACCUGAGAGAAGCAUUCACUCACUUCAUGGAGAAAGGAGCGGCUGCCGAACGCUUCUUCAGCGACGCAGAGUCCUUCCAUCACAUCGCACAGGCUGCCUCAGAGCACCCUGGGGCACAGCUCUACGUUGGAGGCAAUGCUGCUCUCAUUGGUCAGAAGCUUGCAGCAAAUCCAGACCUGAAGGUCCUCCUUUGUGGCCCAGUUGGUCCCAAGCUCCAUGAACUACUAGAUGACAAUGUGGUCGUGCCACCUGAAUCCAUGCAGGAAAGAGAUGAGUUCCAUCUUAUCCUGGAGUAUCAAGCAGGUGAAGAGUGGGGACAAGUGAAGGCACCCAACGCCAACCGCUUUAUCUUCUCCCAUGACCUAUCAAAUGGUGCCCUAAAUAUGCUGGAAGUGUUUGUGUCCAGCUUGGAGGAGUUUCAGCCUGAUCUCGUGGUACUUUCAGGACUUCACAUGAUGGAAGGCCAGAGCAAGGAGAUGCGACGCAGGCGACUUAUGGAGGCAGUAGCCUCCAUCUCUGACAUUCCUACUGACAUUCCUAUACACCUGGAGCUGGCCAGUAUGACUGAUCAGGACUUUAUGAGCAACAUUGUGCAUCAGGUCUUUCCCCUGGUGAACUCCAUUGGUCUGAAUGAGCAGGAGCUGCUCUUCCUCACACAGUCAGCCUCUGGUCCCCAUGCAUCCCUGGCUUCCUGGAAUGGCAUCCCUGACGUGGGAGCUGUCAGCGACAUCCUCUUCUGGAUCCUGAAGGAGCACGGGAAGACUGCAGACCGGGCCUCAGAUCUCACACGGAUCCACUUCCACACGCUGGCCUACCACAUCCUUGUCACAGUGGAUGGGCACUGGGGCAACCAGGUGGCUGCCGUGGCUGCCGGAGCCAGAGCAGCAGGGGCACAGGCCUGUGCAACUGAAACCAUCGACACCAGCAAAGUCUUUCUUAAAGCUCCUCUGGAGUUUGUGACCUCCCAGAUAGAGGCACCUUCCAAAAUAUCCUUAAAUCCAGACGAGCCGGUGGUGCAUUGGCACAGAGAAGGCAUCUCCUUCCAUUUCACUCCUGUUUUGGUGUGCAAAGAUCCCGUGCGGACCGUGGGACUUGGGGAUGCUAUUUCAGCUGAAGGACUGCUAUACUCAGAAAUAAAUCUUCAGUAGAAGACUGAGAUCCCCUUUGUCUCCAGUACUGUACGGUGUCUGAGGAGCCGUGCUGUUAUUAGGAUUUCAGCCAGUGCUGACAUAGGAAUAAAAUCAGGGUACAGUGUAUUUUCUGGAUAUAACAGAAGAGCCAAAGAAUAAUUCCAGGUGUAAACUGUCAGAUACAUUCCAGUCACUUUGCAGUGACUAGAACACGUUUAAGCGCGGAGGUUUUUGUAUUUAAUGUGAAAAUUGGCUUUUCUUUGUCUUAAGCGUGUGGGGAGGGACACAAAUAAUCAGAAUCCACAUUUGCAGCAGGUCUUGCUCUUUGUAACUGCACAUGGGCCUUGUCUGCUAGUGCUGGGAAGUGUAGCAGCCCUGAGAGCUUCCUCCCCAUGGAUCCCAGGGAGAGCACAGUGCUGCUCAGCCCUGCCUUGCUUACGAUAAAGUAAAAAUAGAAAGCUCCUGCAUUAUCUCCUUGCAGCACAUGGUUAGGUGGCAGGAGCAAACCUUCCGCUCGCUCAGUGUGCUGAUGAAAUCCGUUCCUGACAAAAUUACCUCUCAACCUCAGUGCCCCUGCAGCGGAGGGAGCCAGAGCCUGCAGAUAUGACGCACGCUGUUCCCACUCCUUAAAUGCACGGGGAAAGGUGGGCUCGAGGCAGUGUAAAUUAUUUUGGGUAUCUGUUGUUUCUGUCACUGACAGGAUUCAGCUCGUUGCCUGCCGUUAGUCCUGGGGCAACUGAAAGUGAAGAUAUUUAGGGUUUAUAUUUGGGGAGACUGCUUGAUUUUUUUUGUCGGGUAAAUGACAGAACGUUACCUGUGUCUGCUACGUGCUAAAUGCCAAGAGCCACAGGUGCGGGGGGCUCACUGCUUGCUCACUUUGCUAACAGCUGCUUACACGGGGUGUUGUGCAGCUUACAGCAACCUGUUGAGUGCGGGAGACUCAUUUUUUGUUUGGGAACUGUUGUGCAGUUUCUCUGCCUUCUAUUCAGAUGGAUUUAUUAGGGAAGGGCCCUCAGAAGCUCUAAGUGUUCAGCAGGGAAGGCUGAUGCAAGGCACCGGGUCGCUGGGCUGUCUUUGCUCUGAACAACCUUUGAAAUUAAAAGAAAUAGAGCUGUGUCUCAUCAGUCCAAUUGCAGAGUACCACGGCCUUGCUAGUUUAGAAGUCUUGUUUAAUCUGCGUAUUGUUUAAUACACUAUUUAUAUAUAUAUAUUUUACCUUUUGGUAGUAGCCCGCCACUGAUUACACAGCAUCACUAUUCUUUUUGUCUCUUCCAGCAUAGCUUUGUCCACUUCCAGGACCUAUUUCCAUAGCUAUCAUACGGAUAUGUUCAGUGUGAGUGGAUUCAAUGCAGCCAGCAUGUCCGUGUGAGCCUGUGCUGUACCAGGAUUGUAGGAGGUCAGUGUUUGCAUGCGAGCAGCAGGGAGGAGAGUCAGGAUCACUUGGGCUGGAGGGAUCUGUUUCAGCAAGGCUGCUGUAUGGCGUUGUGUGUUCUCCUGGUGGAAAAUGCCAUUGUGAAUGCUCUGUAAGGACAAAAACUGACAGCUGUUUGAACUUGUAUGGAUGUCACGCAAGAUGUUAUAUGCAAUAUGUAUUUAACUGCCCCUCUCCCUCUGAGCAAAGUCUUCUGUGUUGUACCAGAGGAGAAAUGGUCAGUGCUGUGUUUUCCUGUUGUGUAUCCCAUCCUGGCCUUCCGCUGACUCUCAGCAUCUAUCUCAGUGCAGGAUCUCCAUAAGACUGGAAGCCUUUCUCUUCAGUGUCUUUUUAAAGUUAUUAUUUAUAAGCUGCAGUGCGGGACUUGGAGCUCUGGUUUAGUCUUCCUACAGGAAAAGAAAACAAAUAAAAAAUGUCUCCUGACAACCGUCUGA